Molecule: messenger RNA, 443 nt
Organism: Pelecanus crispus (Dalmatian pelican)
Lineage: Eukaryota; Metazoa; Chordata; Aves; Pelecaniformes; Pelecanidae
Source: RefSeq, a predicted model, not a curated record
AUGGAUUCUGACAUGGAUUAUGAGAGGCCAAACGUAGAAACUAUCAAGUGCGUCGUGGUCGGGGACAACGCGGUGGGCAAGACCCGGCUCAUCUGUGCCCGUGCCUGCAAUGCCACGCUGACCCAGUACCAGCUCCUUGCCACCCACGUCGCCACCGCGACGUCCGACGUUGUGGUUUUGUGCUUCUCCAUCGCUAACCCCAACUCCCUGCACCAUGUGAAGACCAUGUGGUACCCAGAGAUCAAGCACUUCUGUCCCCGCGCGCCCGUCAUCCUGGUGGGCUGCCAGCUUGACCUGCGCUAUGCCGACCUGGAGGCCGUCAAUCGGGCGCGGCGCCCCUUGGCCAGGCCAAUCAAACCUAAUGAGAUCCUUCCCCCGGAGAAGGGGAGGGAGGUGGCCAAGGAGCUUGGGAUCCCUUAUUACGAGACGAGCGUGGUGGCCCA